Molecule: messenger RNA, 2301 nt
Organism: Brettanomyces bruxellensis
Lineage: Eukaryota; Fungi; Ascomycota; Pichiomycetes; Pichiales; Pichiaceae
Exons: 2
Coding region: 1-2301 (766 amino acids)
Biological process (GO): protein localization to phagophore assembly site; autophagosome assembly; mitophagy
Cellular component (GO): Atg1/ULK1 kinase complex; phagophore assembly site; extrinsic component of membrane
Source: RefSeq, a predicted model, not a curated record
AUGUCGUCAAAUCAAUUUAAACUACUUUCGGAAAAACAGUCGAAGAAUUUGGCGCAGAUCAUCCAGAAUUUCUUUACAAAGGCCGCCCAGACGAUAGUCGAGGCCCGGGAUUGCAGUUUUACGGUGGGCCGACCGGUGGAGGAGUCGCAACUGACGCCACCGACGCCACCAGAUGCGUCGGAUGGGUCGAUGCCCUCGGCAGCAAACAGGUGGUUCAAUAUCGAUCUUGCGGGAUCGAAAAAAAAGCAGUACCCGGAAUCUUUGAUGGCAGAACUCUCCUUGUGGCGGACCCGGGACGUUUUGCUGCUCCCACCGCUUGUUGUGGAAACCGUGCUCGAUCUCCGGGGCCUCGAGGCAAACCAGACUCUUGUUUUCGAAAAAGAGAACAUGCUAAAAACGGCAAAAAAAUCCGAGAUUGUGCUGGAGCGGUGGCUUGUGGAAUUCGACAUGAGCAUUUUUGACAACCAGUCCGUGGAGGUCCCAGGAAUCUACAAGCGGCUGGUGGUGCUUUUCCGGGUGCUGUACACGGUGCUCCGGCUUUUGCCCGCGUACCAACUCCGAAACUCCCUUUUGGAGUCCGGCCAGUCGGCGCUCAGCGUUUGCGUGAGGGCAAAAAUUCUUGACGGAUCAAAAAAAAUCGGGUCCAAAGGGCGGAUCGGGUUGAGCCGGGACCUUGGCCGGGGGUCUCCGGGCACCGGCAGGUCGCAUCUCAGCACCUACCUGAUGCAGCCCGUACUGACACCCAUCGGCGCGCUAAAAGUUUCCGCGUCUUACCGCACGAGCUGCGAUUUUGCCGUCAGGGACAACGAGGAGCUUAUCUCGGACCAACUGCUGGGUGAGGCGCCGCGCUCACGCUCCCCGAGCUCACCAGGCAGCGUGCCACGGUCCCGGCGGCAGCUGAGCACCACGGGGACUGGCCAGUUGCCCCGCCGGCGCUCGUCCGUGCGCUCGGUUCCGCUUUUCAAGGUGGGGUCUGUUGCCUCUUCCUCGUCCCAGCACCAGCAGCAGGCGCUGGUGCACGCGCGGCCCUCCGUUUCCCCGAGAAGGCACGGGCCCAGGGGCAACGGCAGCUUUGACUCUGGCCUUGUGGCUAAUCUGUCUUCGAAUUCGUUGGCCUCUUUUGUGUCCAUGAGGGAGCGGGGGGAUUUCACAUCGACAAAAAAGGAAAUAUUGAACAUCCCUCCGGAGAAAUCGCUUCCCACGCAAAAUGUUCCCACGCAAAAUGCCCCCACACAAAACCCUCCUCCCCAAAACUCCCAGAAACAAAACUCCUUCUCCCGCUCAUUCAGCCCAUCGUCCAACAACUACACAGCCGACGCGUCGAUCGGCGUAGUUGCGUCGCUCCCCGCCAAGUUUGCCUCCUCUUUCGGAUCAAGAUUUAGAACCAGCAUCGGUAGCCGGCAAGGCAGUGCAGACAACUUGGCAAGUGCAAAUCCUGCACUUCAGAAUUUUCGGAUGCAUGCGCGGUCGAUCGACUCGGUCGGCUCUGAGCAAGAUCCCUCCAACUCGCUUUAUAUGGACGAGGAUCUCGAGGGUUUUGUGAAGAUGCUGGAUUCCAAACCGAGCCUCCGGCUUGGUGCCACGGAUGAAAAAAGUGCCAGCCGGAUUUACGGCGAGAGUUUGAGGGAAUUCAAGCAGCUGCAGAAAAGCAACGAGUUGUUUUCUGAGCGGGAGGCCGAGGAGGUAGGCGCGAAUCCCGGCCAAAAAGAUCCCUUCAUCCGGAAGGGCACGCCUGUGCCCGUUACCCCGCAUCUGAAGGGCACACCUGUGCCCAUUUCCCCUCACCCAAGGGGCACAGCUCUCCCUGCAAACAGAAGGGCAAGCUCCUCCUCUUCCUACUCGUAUUCGCCAUCUUUCCAAUUUAUGAAACUCGCCUCCAGCUCCGGUCCCUCCAACCCCACAGUGACCCCUGCCGUGGGAUACGCGGGCCGCUUUUCUUCCUCCCCGCAGACGGACCCGCCGUUCGCCGCUGUGGGCCAAAUGUUGCGGCGGUCGUCCGCUGCCUCCUCGUACUCUGCCCAGCACCAGGGCUCCGCGGGCGAUCCCAUUUCGAGGAAUACUAGUUUUUCAAGGCUCCCGCACGAGCUCGACCCGGAGGCGCUGAAGCUGAGAUCUUACAAGGAGCAGGUUUUUGUUUCCGAUGACGAGGAUUCCGAUGACCUAAAAGAUGGUAGGCGUCCGAGUGCUUCCAAAAAUAUGCAGGCUAUUCUUUACAAUCGCAGGCGCCAAGAUGAUGAUGAAGACGAACUAAUGUUUGCCAUGAGUGAUAUGACUUUGGCUAGAAACAACCUUGAUUUCUGA